UCCUGGAUUGUAGCCGGUGAUCGGUGUUUUGUUGCAGUCCGAAAGCGAGAUGACGUGCAGAGCAGACAUGGCACGCCGGGAGCACCAAGGCAGUGUUGUCUGUAUGUGACACCAAAUGAGCUGUUAAUGAUAAUCUCCUGCUUAAGGACACCCACUUGAAAUUACUUUCUUGGUGCUUUUCUGCACAACAUUGCCAUGGAGCCAGAAACUCAGAGGAAAACACUAGUUGCCCACACCAAUGGACUAACUAAGACUUCAGCACUGCCCUCAAAACCCAAGGCAUCAAAAAAGCUGAUUAUCAAAAAUUUUAAAGAUAAACCGAAGCUGCCUGAUAAUUACACUCAGGAUACCUGGCAGAAGCUCCAAGAAGCAGUAAAUGCCAUAGUGAGCAGCACUUCCAUAAAGUACAAUUUAGAAGAGCUCUAUCAGGCUGUGGAAAACUUGUGUUCCUCCAAAGUGUCUCACACACUGUACAAACAGCUGCGCCAAGUAUGUGAGGAGCAUAUGAAGGCUCAAAUCCAUCAGUUCAGGGAAGAAUCUCUUGAUAGCUUUUUAUUUUUAAAAAAGGUUAACCUGUGCUGGGAAGAUCAUUGUAGGCAAAUGAUCAUGAUCCGGGGCAUUUUCCUAUUCUUGGAUCGAACUUAUGUUCUUCAAAAUUCCGUGCUUCCCUCUAUAUGGGAUAUGGGUUUGGAGCUUUUUCGCUGUCAUGUUAUAAGUGACAAACUAGUUCAGACAAAGACAAUUGAAGGCAUCCUCCUCCUCAUUGAGAGAGAGCGUUCUGGGGAAGCUGUGGACCGAAGCUUGUUGCGAAGUUUACUUACAAUGCUAUCUGACUUACAAAUGUACAAAGAUUCAUUUGAAGCAAGAUUCCUGGAAGAAACAAAUUGCCUAUAUGCAGCCGAAGGGCAGAGACUAAUGCAAGAAAGUGAGGUUCCCGAGUAUCUCCAUCAUGUGAACAGGCGCUUGGAAGAAGAGUCAGACCGUGUAAUCACAUACUUGGAUCAUGGGACACACAAACCUCUGAUAGCUUGUGUAGAGAAACAGUUGCUGGGAGAGCACUUAGCCGCCAUCUUGCAAAAAGGUUUGAAGAACAUGCUGGAUGAAAACAGAGUUCCAGACCUGAAACUUAUGUAUCAGCUUUACAGUCGGGUCAAAGGUGGUCAGGCAAUCCAGCUGCAACACUGGGGGGAGUAUAUUAAAAGCUUUGGGAGUUCAAUAGUAGUGAAUCCAGAAAAAGACAAAGAUAUGGUUCAAGAAUUACUGGAUUUCAAAGAUAAAGUGGACCAUAUAAUUGAUGUCUGCUUCAAGAAGAAUGAAUUAUUUGUCAAUGUGAUGAAAGAAUCCUUUGAGACAUAUAUUAACAAGCGAGCUAAUAAACCAGCAGAACUUAUAGCGAAAUAUGUUGAUUCUAAGUUACGCUCUGGAAACAAAGAAGCCACUGAUGAAGAACUUGAAAGAUUCCUUGAUAAAAUUAUGAUCAUUUUUAGAUUUAUUCAUGGGAAGGAUGUGUUUGAGGCAUUUUACAAGAAAGACCUUGCUAAAAGACUGCUGGUGGGAAAAAGUGCAUCCGUUGAUUCAGAGAAAUCUAUGGUGUCAAAACUAAAGCAUGAGUGCGGUGCGGCUUUCACUAUUAAGUUGGAAGGAAUGUUUAAAGAUAUGGAGCUCUCUAAAGAUGUGAUGGUUCAUUUCAAACAGCAUAUGCAGAAUCACAGUGACCCAGGCAACAUUGACUUAACUGUCAACAUACUGACUAUGGGAUACUGGCCAACCUAUACACCCAUGGAUGUGCAUUUACCUGCAGAGAUGGUGAAACUUCAGGAAAUAUUUAAAACCUUUUACCUGGCAAAACACAGUGGCAGAAGACUACAGUGGCAGUCAACAUUAGGGCAUGCGGUAUUGAAGGCAGAGUUUAAAGAUGAAAAAAAAGAGCUCCAGGUGUCUUUAUUUCAGACACUGGUGCUGCUUAUGUUCAAUGAGGGAGAUGAAUUCAGUUUUGAAGAUGUGAAACUGGCUACAGGAAUAGAGGAUAGCGAGCUCAGACGGACUCUGCAGUCACUGGCAUGUGGGAAAGCCAGAGUACUAAAUAAAAUACCGAAGGGUAAAGAUGUGGCGGAUGGAGACAAGUUCAUGUUUAAAACAGACUUCAAGCACAAGUUAUAUCGGAUUAAAAUCAACCAGAUUCAAAUGAAGGAAACGGUGGAAGAACAGGUUACUACGACAGAGCGAGUUUUCCAGGACAGACAGUACCAGAUCGAUGCAGCUAUUGUACGCAUUAUGAAGAUGAGAAAAACUCUUGCACACAAUCUUCUUGUGUCUGAGCUUUUUAAUCAGCUAAAAUUCCCUGUAAAGCCCGGAGACCUAAAGAAAAGGAUUGAGUCCCUAAUAGACAGAGACUACAUGGAAAGGGACAAACAAGACUCCAAGCAUUACCAUUAUCUUGCAUAAGGAGCAUGCUGAGGGCUUUUAUAGUGCAAUAAAUAGAUACAUAAUCAGCAUUCAUCUACUGUAUUGUUUAAUGUUAAAGCAGUUGUUUUGAGAUCUCAUUAUUAAGCCUUAGUAAUGUCAAUCUAGUGUUUUUUGGUUGUUUUGAAUGUUUAAAGAAUGUUUUAUCAGUUAAUUUGACAUACAUGUAAACAAUAUUUCUUUCUGUUUCUCUCAUCUGCAGUGACAUGUAUCAAUUUUAAUAUUUUUUUUGAUUCUUGCAUUGUUUUGGCUUAUAUUGUAUAUAACCACUGCAUCAGUUGAUAGGCCCUUAAUGCUGCAAUGUUUAUUACUAGCUGAAAUAAUGCAGGUUAACCUAUCCUAUAUCCCUAAUUGGUAUAAACCAGCUACUUCCAUUUCUCCUAUAACCCAUCUGCUUAACUGCCUGUUGCAUUGCAGAAUACAGAAGAACCACAGACAAUAACGCAGUUCGUUUUUGAAGGAAGCAUUUUACUUGAUGCCAAUUAUAUACUGUGGCAUGUAGAAAAAGCUUCCAUUUGCCAAUUCGAUUCUAAAAUGUCCAGCCUCCUUUCUUUUUCUUUUUUUUUUUUUUUUUUCUUUUAAGUCACAUAAAGAUGACAGAAGCAGAAUCUCCAUGCUGGCACAGGGGAUGAAUUGCCAUUUCUGAUGCCACAACAUUGCAAAUGUAUUCCUAGUUGAGGAGUGUAUGAACACAGCCGUGUUUAAGAUUUGUUCCCUGUGGGUGAUUAAUUAAGGUCACUCCUACUUUCCACACUAGAGCAUUCUGAGAGAUCAUCAUACAAGUCUUUUUACACGUAGUGAACAUUAUUGCUGCCUUCAGGUUCAUUGACCUUAAUUAAUCAUCACUAACAGUGCACUUUGUCAGAUUGUUAAAAGGAAAGCUUUCUAAUAAAUAAGUUGUUGUGGAUAUUUUCUAAAAAGCUUUCAAUAUGCAAUUUAUUUAGGGCAAAAGAUGUUUGAAUGAGGACAUUUGUACAAUGUUAAAAAAAUGAGUAUUUGCAUUUGCUAAUAAAAGCUAUUUAAGGCA
This is a messenger RNA of Rana temporaria (common frog), 3490 nucleotides long. RefSeq names its product cullin 4A (gene CUL4A). Gene Ontology annotation, cellular component: Cul4A-RING E3 ubiquitin ligase complex. NCBI's taxonomy places the organism in Eukaryota, Metazoa, Chordata, Amphibia, Anura, Ranidae. Bases 196 to 2445 code for a protein of 749 amino acids. The transcript is spliced from 21 exons. The record is from RefSeq and is a predicted model, not a curated record. Gene Ontology annotation, biological process: DNA damage response; protein ubiquitination; ubiquitin-dependent protein catabolic process. Gene Ontology annotation, molecular function: ubiquitin protein ligase binding.